Ectocarpus siliculosus is the source of this 432-nucleotide messenger RNA. Lineage: Eukaryota; Phaeophyceae; Ectocarpales; Ectocarpaceae. The record is from the annotation of a GenBank genome assembly.
AUGGGGUACAACGCGAGCUAUGCAUACAACGAUGCGAACUCCGAACUCAGGGGGGAAUGCUGCGCGAGAGGCAACGGCUGUCCCUGGGAGGAGGUAACGUGCUCCAACGCGCCUUCUGGGGGGCAGCUUGGAGUACUUCAGUGGGUCGGAAACAGUGGUCGCCCCUGGGACAGAGGGGCGUACAUCAAAGCGGCUUUGGGAGGACAUCUCGAACUCCUGCAAUGGGCUGGAAGCCACGGAUGCCCGUGGGACGAGGAAACCUGCAGUAGCGCGAAUCGGGGGGGCACCUUGAAGUACUGCAAUGGACAUUUAGAAGUAUUUCAAUGCGCACGAAGAAACGGAUACCCCUGGGACGAGGCAGCAUCUUCUAAUGCGGCCUCGGGGAGACAUCUUGAAGUACCUCAAUGGGCGAGGAACAACCGAUGCCCAUGA